Molecule: messenger RNA, 2817 nt
Organism: Brenthis ino (lesser marbled fritillary)
Lineage: Eukaryota; Metazoa; Arthropoda; Insecta; Lepidoptera; Nymphalidae
Source: the annotation of a GenBank genome assembly
AUGAUGAUGUAUACGGGUACAAGUACGGAGCAGGACACUCGCUUCAGUGACAAGGAGAAGAAGUUAAUGAAACAAAUGAAGUUUGGAGAUUGUUUGACGCAACAGGUGGACAUGUCCAAGGUGAAGUUGGAUGUGCUGAAGCCAUGGAUCACCCAGAAAAUUACCGAAAUCCUGAAGAUGGAAGACGAUGUGGUGAUUGAUUAUGUCAACAACCAACUUGAGGAAAAGUUCCCUUGUCCAAAGAAAAUGCAGAUCAACUUGACUGGAUUUCUAAAUGGGAAGAAUGCGAGGCUGUUCAUGGGUGAACUGUGGGAGCUGCUCCUGAGCGCGCAGGCCAGCGAGAACGGCAUUCCCGAAUCCUUCACACAGCAGAAGAAAGAAGAAAUCAAGAAACGUAUGGAAGAGCAGCAAAAGGACAAGGACAAGGAUAAGGACCGCCGCAGGUCUCGCUCGCGCUCGCGGCGGCGCUCCCGGGACCGGCGGCGUUCGAGGUCUAGGUCCAGAGAUAGAUCUUCAGAUAGGAACCUACGUCGCAGCGGGGGCAGUCCGCGGCGCUCGCGUCGCCGGAGCCGCGACAAGGUGAGCCAGCCCAAGCCGCAUGUGGACGACAUCAAGUUACCUGAACCAAAGGAAAAUGGAAAAUCACCGGAGAAGAAGGAAGAAAUUGAAGUAAAGGAAGAUUUGAACCACAUUUCAAUUGAAUCAAUUAAAGAUGAUAACGAAGAUGUUCCUGUGGAAGAAGAGAAGAAUGAAGCAGAUCCAAAAUCUAGGUCUGCGUCACCCAACAAGUCUGUUGUGGAAAAAGAGGAAGAAAAGCCCGCCGAAAAAACACGCCAUUCAUCCAGUGAACGUCGGUCUACAUCUGCGUCUUCUCGUGGCAGUGCUAAGAAAAGGUCAUCGCAUAAAAAGCGUCAGUACCGUUCCAAUCGCGACUCUUCGACAAGUGUCAGCCCCAGACGCAGCUCGCGUAGAGAGAGGAGUAAAUCUCGCCGACGCAGCAGUCGGCGUCGGUCAGUGGAGCGCCGAGACCGCGAUCGUGACCGGGAGCGAGAGCGCGAGCGAGAGAGAGAGAGGGAGAGAGAGCGCCGCCGUAGAGAGAGGGAGAGGCGCGAGAGGUCACGAGAACGUCGCCGAUCGCUUGAAAGACGUAGUAGACGCACGCGUUCACGCUCUCGACGACGUUCAAAAGACAGGUCUCGUGACCGGCGCCGGUCGCGGUCGCGCAGGCGGUCGCGCUCGCACCGGCGCUCCGGCCGGCGCUCCCGCGACCGCCGCUCCAGGGACCGCAGGUCUAGGGAUCGCCGGUCUAGAGAGAGGUCCAGGGACAAGAGAUCGAGGGACAGGUCAGGAAAGGACAGAAGGUCAAGGGAGAGGAAAUCACGUGAAAGAAGAUCGAGUGAUUUAAUUAAAGAACGCUUGGAAAAAUCGGUCUCAAUACCGCGUAAAGAAAACGUAGACAAAUUACGUAAGAAGUCACCUGAACGAGUGUCCCUUCCGCGGGAGCGAUCUAAGGAGCGCGUGUCGAGUACAAGCAGAGAAUCUUCUGUUGUUAAUGAAAACAGAGAUAAAUCAGUUUCGCAAAACGAUAGCCAGACCAAGCCUGUUCAAUCAUCUGAUGAUGAGGAAAGGGACGAUUUCAUUGCAGUACCAGUUUUACGAGAAUAUUCUAAGAGUCUGUCUCGCACACCGUCGCCAUUCUUAAGAAAACAUGAAAUGGAAACCAAUAAAAAGUCAGACAGGUCUGGCGACGAUGCUUCAGGGAAAGAUCAUAUUGACGAGGAUACUAGCAAAGUCCAAGAAGUUAAGAAGAAUAAGCGUAAAGGUAAACAAUCGGAAUCAGAAAGUGAGAGUAGCGAGGAAGUAUCUAAAUCUAAGAGUAAAUCUAAACUUAAGCGUAAAGAAAAACCCACCUCAAAGAGAUCGAAGAAACCCAAAAAAGAGAGUUCAUCUAGUGACAGUGAGUCGGAGGACUCAUCGUCAAGUGAUUCAGAAGAAGACAGGAAGAAGAAAAGCAAAAAGACCGCCAAAAAGAAGUUGGCUAAAAAAUCGCGAAAGAAGCGAACACGAUCUUCUAGUUCCGAAUCUAGUUCGGAAGAAGAGGUCAAACACAAGAGUUCCAAAAGUAAACAGAAGAACAUUCCAGAGGAAUCUGAUACUGACAAAAAAUCUAAGAAACGAGGGAAAGAUUCUAAUGUUGACCGCGCCAAGAUAGAGAAAAGUGAGAAACAGAUCAAGUCCAAGAAAGUUGACAAUUCGGAAGAUUCUCAUGAUGACAGUUCAGACAGUGACGUAAAAUCGACCAAAAAGAAGGCAAAACAUGAUUCAACCUCUUCAGAAAAAGAAAUGAGACGUAAAAAAGCAGAAUCUAUUAAGGAAAAAAUUGUAUCACCUGAAAUAACCAAGUCGAGAAAAGAGGAGAAACCAAAAGCUAAACAUGCAGAUGAUAUAAAGCCCAAAGCACGUGAAGAUAGCGAGAAGAAAGCUAAAAAGAGGGAAAAAGAAGAUUCAUCGUCUGACAGUGAUCAAGUGUCAAAGAAAAAACCCAGAAAGAAGGUAUCGGAGUCUGAGUCUGAUUCGGACAGUGAUGAGCCUAAAAAAUCUAAAAAGGCUAAAAAGCACAAAAAACACUCGAAAAAACAUAAGAAACACAAGAAGCAUAAGAAAGCGUCUAAGCGAAAAGAUGAUUCGUCUGAUAGCGACGACGCCGAGGAAGAGGAGGAAGAGGAUAGCAAGGUCAAUAAUGAGGACUUGGAAAAAAAACUUCGCGAGAGGGCUUUAAAGUCUAUGAAGAAACAGACUAGCGCGUCUGGCUCCGAU